Messenger RNA from Aptenodytes forsteri (emperor penguin), 3927 nucleotides. RefSeq names its product EPH receptor A5 (gene EPHA5). The transcript has 17 exons. Bases 22 to 2928 code for a protein of 968 amino acids. Gene Ontology annotation, molecular function: protein binding; ATP binding; transmembrane-ephrin receptor activity. The record is from RefSeq and is a predicted model, not a curated record. Gene Ontology annotation, cellular component: neuron projection; plasma membrane. NCBI's taxonomy places the organism in Eukaryota, Metazoa, Chordata, Aves, Sphenisciformes, Spheniscidae. Gene Ontology annotation, biological process: protein phosphorylation; cell surface receptor protein tyrosine kinase signaling pathway; axon guidance.
UUACUGGACUCGCGCACAGUAAUGGGGGAUCUAGGAUGGAUAGCAUACCCAAAAAAUGGGUGGGAAGAAAUCGGUGAGGUGGAUGAAAACUAUGCUCCGAUACACACAUACCAAGUAUGCAAGGUAAUGGAACAGAAUCAGAACAACUGGCUUCUGACCAGCUGGAUCUCUAAUGAAGGGGCGUCCCGCAUCUUCAUUGAGCUCAAAUUCACCCUGAGGGACUGUAACAGCCUUCCAGGAGGACUUGGGACUUGCAAAGAGACUUUUAACAUGUAUUACUUCGAAUCAGAUGAUGAAGAUGGGAGGAACAUCAAAGAAAACCAGUACAUCAAGAUUGAUACCAUCGCUGCUGAUGAGAGCUUCACAGAGUUAGACCUCGGCGACAGAGUUAUGAAGCUAAACACAGAGGUGAGAGAUGUCGGGCCCCUAACGAAAAAGGGGUUUUACCUCGCCUUCCAGGAUGUGGGUGCCUGCAUCGCCCUGGUCUCUGUGCGCGUGUACUAUAAGAAAUGCCCAUCGGUGAUCCGCAACCUGGCCCGCUUUCCUGACACCAUCACGGGAGCAGAUUCCUCACAGCUGCUAGAGGUAUCGGGCGUCUGUGUCAACCACUCGGUGACUGACGAGGCGCCGAAGAUGCACUGCAGUGCUGAGGGGGAAUGGCUGGUGCCCAUCGGGAAGUGCUUGUGCAAGGCAGGGUACGAGGAGAAGAACAAUACCUGCCAAGUAUGCAGACCUGGGUUCUUCAAAGCUUCACCCCACAGUCCAUCCUGCAGCAAAUGUCCCCCUCACAGCUACACGCUUGAUGAAGCAUCCACAUCUUGCCUGUGUGAAGAACACUAUUUUAGGAAGGAAUCAGACCCACCUACAAUGGCCUGUACAAGACCCCCCUCUGCUCCUCGGAGUGCCAUCUCAAAUGUUAACGAGACUAGUGUCUUUCUGGAAUGGAUUCCCCCUGCUGAUACUGGUGGAAGGAAAGAUGUGUCUUAUUAUAUUGCAUGCAAGAAGUGCAACUCACACUCAGGUCUGUGUGAGGCAUGUGGCGGUCAUGUCAGGUACCUCCCCCAGCAAACCGGCCUGAAAAACACCUCUGUCAUGAUGGUGGAUCUGCUUGCUCAUACAAACUAUACCUUUGAAAUUGAGGCAGUGAAUGGAGUGUCCGACCAGAACCCCGGAGCCCGGCAGUUUGUGUCUGUAAAUGUAACCACAAACCAGGCAGCACCUUCUCCAGUCAGUAGUGUGAAAAAAGGGAAGAUAACUAAAAAUAGCAUCUCCCUUUCCUGGCAGGAGCCAGAUCGACCCAACGGCAUCAUCCUGGAAUACGAAAUCAAAUAUUUUGAAAAGGACCAGGAGAUGAGCUACACCAUCAUCAAAUCCAAAGAAACGACAAUUACAGCAGAUGGCUUGAAACCAGGCUCGGCCUACGUCUUCCAGAUCCGAGCCCGGACAGCUGCUGGCUACGGUGGCUUCAGCCGAAGAUUUGAGUUUGAAACCAGCCCAGUGUUGGCUGCAUCCAGCGACCAGAGCCAGAUUCCUAUAAUUGUUGUGUCUGUAACAGUGGGAGUCAUUCUGCUGGCUGUUGUUAUCGGUUUCCUUCUCAGCGGAAGUUGCUGCGAUCAUGGCUGUGGGUGGGCUUCUUCUCUGCGUGCUGUUGCCUAUCCGAGCCUAACAUGGCGAUGUGGCUAUAGCAAGGCUAAACAAGAUCCAGAAGAAGAAAAGAUGCAUUUUCAUAAUGGCCACAUUAAGCUGCCUGGAGUAAGGACCUACAUUGACCCACACACCUACGAGGACCCUAAUCAAGCUGUCCACGAGUUUGCUAAGGAAAUUGAAGCUUCGUGCAUAACUAUUGAAAGAGUUAUCGGAGCUGGUGAAUUUGGGGAAGUCUGCAGCGGGCGGCUGAAGCUGCAGGGAAAGCGUGAGUUUCCGGUGGCUAUUAAAACCCUGAAGGUGGGCUACACAGAGAAACAGAGGCGAGAUUUCUUGGGAGAAGCAAGCAUCAUGGGGCAGUUCGACCACCCCAACAUCAUCCACCUGGAAGGCGUCGUCACAAAAAGCAAACCAGUAAUGAUAGUGACUGAAUACAUGGAGAACGGUUCUCUGGAUACAUUUUUAAAGAAGAACGAUGGGCAGUUCACGGUCAUUCAGCUGGUCGGGAUGCUGCGAGGCAUUGCGUCAGGAAUGAAGUACCUGUCUGACAUGGGUUAUGUACACAGAGAUCUGGCUGCCAGGAAUAUCUUAAUCAACAGCAACUUAGUCUGCAAGGUGUCAGACUUCGGCCUUUCCAGAGUCCUGGAAGAUGACCCCGAAGCAGCGUACACAACCAGGGGAGGGAAGAUUCCCAUCCGAUGGACAGCACCCGAAGCAAUCGCCUUCCGCAAAUUCACAUCGGCCAGCGACGUCUGGAGCUACGGCAUCGUGAUGUGGGAGGUGAUGUCCUACGGCGAGAGGCCUUACUGGGAAAUGACAAACCAAGAUGUGAUUAAAGCCGUGGAGGAAGGCUAUCGCCUGCCAAGUCCCAUGGACUGCCCUGCUGCUCUCUACCAACUAAUGCUCGACUGCUGGCAGAAAGACCGCAACAGCAGGCCCAAGUUUGACGAAAUUGUCAGCAUGUUGGACAAGCUCAUCCGUAACCCAAGCAGCUUGAAGACAUUGGUUAAUGCAUCGAGCAGAGUAUCAAAUCUGUUGGUAGAGCACAGUCCAGUUGGGAGCGGUGCCUACAGGUCGGUGGGUGAGUGGCUGGAAGCCAUCAAAAUGGGCCGAUACACGGAGAUCUUCAUGGAGAACGGAUACAGUUCGAUGGAUGCUGUGGCUCAGGUGACCCUAGAGGAUUUGAGGCGGCUGGGAGUGACACUUGUUGGUCACCAGAAGAAGAUAAUGAACAGCCUUCAAGAGAUGAAGGUCCAGUUGGUGAACGGGAUGGUGCCAUUGUAACUUGGUUUUAAAGUCGCCUCCUCAAGUGGGUCGGCCCUGCACUUUGUACACUAGCCCUGAGAUUUAUUUUGACUAAAAAAAAAAAGAAAAGAUAAAAAGGGAAAUUCAGCGGUUUCUAUAACUGAAGGACGAUGGCCUCUGCCGCAGCAUUUCUAAAGCAGUGUUUGACUAAAGUUUUCCUUUUCUUCCUAUUUGUGUCCUCAUUUUCAUGAAGUAAAUGUAAGAUGCAUGGAACAUGGAAGCAAAUCUGCUGUACGUGAGGUUAACCCGUCUCGUAAGCUUCAGCGACAACGACAACAAGCCUUCCCACCACACGUUGUCUGUACAUGGGAAAUAUAUAUAUAUAUAUAUAGCACCUUUAUAUACUGAAUUACAGCAGCACAUGGUAAUACUUCCAAGGACUGACUUGAGUGGAGAAGUUUUGUAGCCAUUCGUGGGCUCCCAAAAGCUGCGGUUUACUGAAGUUUAACUUCAAGUCUUACUUGUCUACAGAAGUGUAUUGAAGAGCAAUAUGAUUAGAUUAUUUCUCAAUAGAUAUUUUGUUUUGUAAAUUUAAAGAAAAGAAAAAAAAUGCUGUUACACAGCAUUAAGUUAUAGAGACUAGUGUAUAAAUAUGUCGCUUGCUCCAUGGCAAAUACAAUACAGGGUGUAUAUUUUGUUUUCCUCCCUCUGUGUUACCAAGUUCUUUUCGUUUGCUCUUCUGGGAGGAUAAUACAUGACGAAGAUGUAUAUAUACUGUACAGUUUGCUACGCAUCAGGUACAAGAUUGGGGCUCUUUCCUUGGUUUGUUCUCUUUUCCCCCUCUUUCGCUUUGUUUUGUCUCCCUUUUGUGUUACCACUACACUUUGUAUUUUUGCUGCUGUUUGGUUUGAGCAACAUAUAAAGCCUUCAGGAGUUUUGAUUACAUAUAUGAGGUAGAAGGAGUCUGCUUAAAUAAAAGACGUCGCCCCCUUUUCCUUUCCGCUGCGGGCUGGGGACGUCCAGAAGAAGAAAAGUAAA